AGAGGAGCGUAGGCGCGAGACGCGCGGGAUCCCGAUCGUCUUGGCUGCCUGCGGUCCGGCGGGUCCUCCGUGAGGGGCGGGCCGGCGGGCCGGCUAUGGCGGGGUUUGCGGGCAGCUGAGGCGGAGGAGUUCUUGGCUUUCCUCCAGGGAGCGAGGCGGUCCCGGGUGAUGUUCGGUGUGGGGUCCAGGAGAGGCCCAGGCGGAGCCGGCAGUGGGGGCCUCUGAGGGAGCCGCGGCUUCGCGCUUGGGGGCCUGCCAAGCAGGAACAAUGGAACCAGAGGAGAACAAUUUGGUGGACCUUUCUGAUUAUGAGGUGGUAGAAGAUGAAACUUUUCAACCUUUUCCACCUCCAGCUUCUCCAGGAAGGGAUGAUGGUGGAGAAAAUGAGCCCACCACAGAAACAAGGAGGGAUCAGAUGGGAGAUAUGCCUGUAGCUACAAAGAAAGCUGUAAAAAGAAAUUUGCCCAAGUUAGAUGCUCAGAGAUUAAUUUCAGAAAGAGGACUUCCUGCAUUAAGGCAUGCAUUUGAUAACGUAAAAUUCAAAGGUAAAGGCUAUGAGGCUGAAGAUUUGAAGACAUUAAUCAGACACAUGGAGCACUGGGCACAUAGACUAUUCCCUAAACUGCAGUUUGAGGAUUUUAUUAGUAGAAUAGAGCAUUUGGGAAAUAAGAAAGAAGUUCAGACCUGCUUAAAACGAAUUCGACUUGAUCUUCCUAUUAUACAUGAGGAUUUUAUUAAUAAUGAUGAUGAUAAAGCAGAAAGUAAUGAACUUGAGACAACUACCACAGACUUUGAUUCCUUGUUUGCAAAUCCAGUUGAUAAAGAAAUAUUUGCUUCUCAGUCAAAUAGAACUUUAACAGAGGAACAGCAGCAAAGAAUUGAAAAGAAUAAACAGUUAGCCUUGGAAAGGAGGCAGGCAAAACUGUUAAAUAACAUUCAGUCCCAAGAAAAAGAUUUGUCAGUUAUUGUGCCCCAGACACAGGCAUCUGAAAACAAUAGUACAAGUGAUGCUCAAGAAGAGAAUUUAAAUGAGUUCAAUGAAGAAAAUCCAGAAAUCUCAGACAGUACUGUCAAUUCUGCAGAUAUAGAUGAUGACUUCCAGAACUCAGGAGUAAAUGAAACCAUUUAAAAUAUGCAACAAUGAUUAGCCAGCUAAUCUUUUCAAGGCGUUUAAAUGUCAACAAUUGUUUGCCUCAUUCAUCUUAGUAAUAGCUGCUUAUCCUCCAAUUUAACACACAUAGAUUUGUUGUGUUUUUUCCAUAGUGGGUAAAAACAAUUUAAGUGUUUAACUUUAUUAGAAGUCUUUUCAAGAUCUGGCCCACUUGUUUAUAUUUGUCCUAUUUAUUUAUAUUAGUCUAAAUUGUCAUAGCCUUUAUAUUUGUCUUUUUAUAUAAACAGAUCUUUUGACAAUUCCGUUAGUAUAUAAUUUAAAGGUCCUAUGUUUUAAUAAAAAGUGCUUAGUAUUUUAAGAUAUAAAAAUAAUUAUACACUUUAUUUUUUUGUAAAAUAAGUGAAUAAAGUUUUUACACAAGAUGUGAUAUUUUAAUGAAUGUAAAAAAUAAUUCUUUACAUUAGUUUGCAUAUAUUGGUGAUUUUCUUAUACUUUUGAUAACGAGAUUCUCAACAUUUAAAUGGUCACAUAGUAUGUGUGACAAACAUGAAAGAGUACUGCAUGGCAUCCAAAUUUAAGAUACGUCUAUAGAGAUUAUAUAGUAACAUUGUCAGUGAAUUAAAUCUUAUUAGCUGAUAAUUUAUACUUAAAAUUCUUUGACUUACACUUACUUCAGCCAGUGUCUAUCUUCAAGUUUUAGAAUUCUCAAAUUGUUGUCCAGCUACAAUUAGAUUAUUAUUUUUUAAAAAUAUUCCUGUAGUCUCUUAGUCCUUUAACCUAUUUCUAUCUUUUUAUUUCCCUAAGCAUCUGAUCCCUCUUUGCCAUCAACAGCCAUUUCAUUUCUGUCUUUUUGUUAUGAGCCUAUCCCUUAGGCAUCCUGUAGAACCUACUUUGUUAACCUCUAAUUUGGGGUAAACUUUGCUUUCUCAGCAUUUCUUAGCCAAGGAGCUGUGACUUGGUAAUCUCUAAUACAUGAGGGGAAUAACCAUUUCAUUUUCAUAUUUUAAUAUAAUGGGGCCCAUUCAUCUGACAAUUUCACUCUUGAGGCCCCAGGUCAUUCCGUUCAAAUAUUCUAAUAUAGGAAAAGGGAUAGCAGCUUAUUGCUGAGAAUAAAUGAGAAGUUGGCAGAUAUGUCUUACAACCAGUCUCCUUCCUGUGAUACCUGUAGCUGUUGUUGCUAGUUUCUACCUAAUCCUUCCCAAUCUGGAGCCUGUGAUUUCAUUAUUUCAGGAAGCUCCACCAUCAGUUCUGCAGUUUAUAGUCUUAAGAGGCUGUGAAGUUACUCUUAAGUCAACCUAGUUAGUAGUUUUUAAUUUAGGACUUGACCCCAUUUCUUUCAGAUUUGCUACAAUACUAAUUAGCCUGUCAGGUACAUAUCCAAAACUGGUUCUUUUGAAGGAUGUUAUAUCUCAAGGGUCUGGAUAUUGUGCCCUGGGUUUCCCCCUCAUUUCUUUUGGAGGACAUUCAGAUGAGAUUAAACCCUGGAAUGUGCGUGUAUUGAGAGUCUGGUUCAGGCUAUUAGUGCUGGAUUUGGAAUCAAAAGGACCUGGUCAUGGAUGAAUUCUAGUAAUGCUAUUACCUACUUGACUUUGGAUAAGUCAGCUUCUUAGUCUUAGUUUCUCACUAAUAAAAUGAGAGUCACUGUUUUACAGAUGAGAAAACUGAGGCAAACAGGGUGAGGUACCUUAGUCAGGGUCACAUAGCUACUUAGAUUUGAACUCGGGUCUUUCUGACUCCAAGCCUAAUACUCUAACCAGUGUAUCACCUAGUGUUGCCCCUUUAAAAAUCUCUUCUAUGAACUUGAGUAUGUAAUGCUGUGAAUUUGUUAAUUUCUAAAUUCUGGUUAAAUGUAUUAUCUAGUAAAGGUAUAAACCGAGUUCAUGUGAUUCCCAGAUGGAGACUAGAUUCAGUUUAGAAACAUUUUGUGUCCUAAAUUAUCCCUCAUGCUGAAUAGUUAAAUUAUAGAUAAGUUAUUUAUGAAUAUCUCUCUACUAUAAACUCCAAGAGAGCAGCCAUUUGAUUGCUUCUAAUGUUUUAUUGUGUCCUCCAGUGUUUUGAGUUUAGUAUCUGUUGAAAUAACAAAUAUAGCAGCAACCAACCCAUAUGUAAUACUUGAUAACUUAUAAAGUCCCCCAAAAGUUCUUUUCAUUGAUUCUGAUCCCCAUUUGUCUGAAGUACUAAGAAUUGACUACUCUUGUACAAAAGAUUAGAUUUUAUUCUUUCUGCUCCUAAGAAAAUCUUUUUAGAACAUUUAUAAAAAUAAUGAAAGAGAGGGGUAGUGAGUCAGGACAAAGGAAAUUGGUAUUGACCAGGUUCUAAAUAAUGAUAAUCUGGUUGAUAACCUGACUUUAGAGCUAUCGUUUUCUAUGUUUUUAUAAAGAUUCAUCUGUACUCAAUGCAAAUUCAAGUUAAUAAUAAAAAUAACUAAUU
Sarcophilus harrisii (Tasmanian devil) is the source of this 3541-nucleotide messenger RNA. It is a transcript of the gene TIPIN, whose product is annotated as TIMELESS interacting protein. Gene Ontology annotation, cellular component: nucleus; replication fork protection complex. The record is from RefSeq and is a predicted model, not a curated record. Gene Ontology annotation, molecular function: DNA binding. The coding region runs from base 269 to 1129 and encodes 286 amino acids. Gene Ontology annotation, biological process: replication fork arrest; DNA damage response; replication fork processing. The transcript has 8 exons. Lineage: Eukaryota; Metazoa; Chordata; Mammalia; Dasyuromorphia; Dasyuridae.